UUACUUCCGCCUGACUCGAUCACAUGACCCGAGGCGCCCAUGUAUCGCUAGUUUGUUAGCAGCUAGCUGCGUUAGCAUCGAGCCUUUUUCUGGGAGGGGGGUCACCAGAAAACGGUGUGACCUGACGUUAUCUGUCAAACACGGGCUUUAAUAUUGGUGUUACGUGUUCUCCGUAGCUGUCUGGCCAUAACUGUAAGCUGGUUAAACGUCAACGUCACCCUACGUCACGCGGCUGUGCAUAGCGACACGAAACAUAAGAGCAUGUGACCAAGGACCAGGGUCUACAGCACAUGAUCUGGACGAGUGAAAGAGGACAAAAUCUUAUCAGGGGUAAAUAUCUUAAAGCGGUCGAUCGGGAUUGAGUAGCCAUGACGACAAAGACGUCCCUACUGAAGAUCAUCCUGCUGGGAGACGGCGGCGUGGGAAAGAGCUCCAUCAUGAAUCGUUACGUCACCAACAAGUUUGAUGCACACCUUUUCCACACUAUUGGCGUGGAGUUCCUCAACAAGGAACUGGAGGUCGACGGCCACCAGGUGACCCUACAGAUCUGGGACACGGCCGGCCAAGAGCGCUUCCGCAGCUUGAGGACUCCUUUCUAUCGGGGCUCUGACUGCUGCCUGCUCACCUUCAGCGUGGAUGACAGCCAGAGUUUUCUCAAUCUAGGCAACUGGAGGAAGGAGUUCAUCUACUACGCCGACGUCAAGGAGCCAGAGAAGUUUCCAUUCGUGGUCUUGGGCAACAAACUGGAUGUGACGGAGAGGCAGGUGUCAUCUGAGGAGGCUAAGCAGUGGUGCCAGGAGAAUGGGGAUUUCCCCUAUUAUGAGACCAGUGCCAAGGAUGCCACCAACGUGGCGGUGGCGUUUGAGGAGGCAGUGCGUAGAGUGUUGGCAUUGGAUGAAAGAACGGACCAUCUCAUCCCCACAGACACAGUGAAGCUCCAGAGAAAGCCUCGCUCCGCUGCCACUUGUUGUUCAUAGCAUCCAGGAGCUAUCAUUAACAUUACAUUGCUGUUCUGCCAGUUAUGUCGAUGAGGCUGUAGGUUAACAAUGCUGUAGUGACAACUUAUUUAAACCAAUUAUACCACUAGCUUUAUGAUUUGUUGUACUGGUGAAGUUUGAUUGUGCUAAUAGUUGCACUUCUGUUCGAAGAGAGGAGGGGAAACAUCAAAUGCAUCUCCAAUUAAAAAUAAUUUUGAAAUCACUGAAGCAUUCACAUAGCUCUGCCAAAUUCAAAGGGCAGGAUUUGUCACAGGAAGUCACAGAAAAAUGAACUACAUUCUGUGUUGUCAAGUUUACCUCUGGGGAACUAAAAGUACAUCCUGAUAGACCAGUGGAAACCGCUUUGAAAAGUUUAACUUCCCUCUCCAUUCCGUUAUUGAAGGCAAAUGAUGUGACAUAAAUGCUAUACUACCUUACUACCGUGGGAAUUUCUGGGAAUUGUGAAGUCACUACUAUGUAUAACUAACAAAUUGAAGUUUAUUGUGAUGAAUGCACCUUCUGCUUAGUGACUAGAUUAUGGCUGUGGGACAAGAUCCCCUACAUUAAGAUAAAUAUUGCUGCAAAGUUAACAUGCAUGGCCUAGGGUGUGAUUACGUUUCUGGAAACAGUUGAAUUUUUGUAAACCAUUUAUACCUUGAUCAAUAAUGCCUUGAGGAAAGUGUAAUGAAAGAGGUGUCCUGAUGGAGUAAGCUGUUGGGUUUAUUGUUUUAAAUGAUUUUCUCUUGAAAGCACUCAUAACAUUUUUUUAACAGUUUGAGGGCUUUUCCGCAGCUUAAUAUUUAAAAAUGAACAAUUCAUUUACCUCAACUAUUUGUCAUUUAUAUCUGAUUUACAUUGAAAGUUGUACUACUGGUAUGCCAAAUGACAAAUAAACUCCAAGAAAAAUGUC
Gasterosteus aculeatus aculeatus (three-spined stickleback) is the source of this 1887-nucleotide messenger RNA. The record is from RefSeq and is a predicted model, not a curated record. Lineage: Eukaryota; Metazoa; Chordata; Actinopteri; Perciformes; Gasterosteidae.